Drosophila erecta is the source of this 893-nucleotide messenger RNA. RefSeq lists its product as uncharacterized. The coding region runs from base 65 to 838 and encodes 257 amino acids. The transcript has a single exon. Lineage: Eukaryota; Metazoa; Arthropoda; Insecta; Diptera; Drosophilidae. The record is from RefSeq and is a predicted model, not a curated record.
AGGCAAGUGUCAGGGUGCAGGCCAGACCCAGUCUCAACACUCAGUCCAUAAGGAUUUCGGCAGGAUGGACAACAUUUACCACCAGGACAGUGUCCGGCCGACCAUCAUGGAGCUGGACCCGAUGACGCAGUUCAUCCGCAGCAUCUACAACAUCGGUCUGAUCCUCGUCGGAGUUACGGUGGCCACAUGGCUGCUGCUCCUGCUGACCAAUGUUCACCUGCACGAGUACCUUCCGUUUCCCGCCUACGUCCUGGCCAUUAUCUGCUUCCUGGUAAUGAUAUGCAUGCACUGCAUCCCGAGUAUAUCCUACUGCUGCACCUGCAAGUGGUUCAUGGUGGCUGUAGUGGUUGUCUGCACCACUUUGUUCGGUUGCUAUCUUAUCGACAAGUUGAGCACACUCGUCGUCAGCUUCGUGAUGAUCGGCGUGGCCCUGAUCAUCGUGAUUCUUAACUUUUCGGGGGCUAUGUGCCCACAGGAGUUCCUGCCCGGCGGUGUCUGUUCCACGCUGCUAAUGAUGAUCCUGCUGUUGGCGAUGGUCAUAGUGGGUAUCAUUCAACUCUGCACCGGGAAGGUGGAGCUGCUCGAUGCCUUCGUCAGCAUUUUGUUCGUGAUGGUGAUCAUAGCGAUCCCCAUCCAGGCGCAGUUCAACCACGGUCGCCUGAACAUCGUGGAGGUGGUUCCCGAGGAGCACCUCAUGGUCUGCACCCUGACCUUGUACCUGCACUCCAUGAUGUUCUUCUGCUGCGUAUGCUACUUCAUCCUGGUCGAGGAGAGGAAGGAGGCCAUCCGGCGAACAACGGAGGGGCCGGCAAUUUCACUCGAAAACGAUUUCGAUUGAGCGAAAUCGCCGUCAUCAUGUGAUCGAAGCUGCUUAGCGAUCUGCCGACUGUGUC